AUGCCUUCUCAUUUAGCUAACUAUUCAAGUCUCAACAGAUAUUCUCGAACUUUAUAUCAAACUCUUUUCAAGCGUAAUACAGUUUUCUUAGUUGGGAUUUUUACUACUGCAUUUGUUUUUGAAAUGGGUUUUGAUACUGCCUCCGAUCGCCUUUGGGAUCAUUUGAAUAAGGGAAAACAAUGGAAAGAUAUUAAAGAUAAAUAUGCUAGUAGUUAG
This is a messenger RNA of Diversispora eburnea, 216 nucleotides long. Lineage: Eukaryota; Fungi; Glomeromycota; Glomeromycetes; Diversisporales; Diversisporaceae. The record is from the annotation of a GenBank genome assembly.